Carassius gibelio (silver crucian carp) is the source of this 1621-nucleotide messenger RNA. It is a transcript of the gene cpa4, whose product is annotated as carboxypeptidase A4. The coding region runs from base 16 to 1290 and encodes 424 amino acids. NCBI's taxonomy places the organism in Eukaryota, Metazoa, Chordata, Actinopteri, Cypriniformes, Cyprinidae. The transcript is spliced from 11 exons. Gene Ontology annotation, molecular function: metallocarboxypeptidase activity; zinc ion binding. The record is from RefSeq and is a predicted model, not a curated record. Gene Ontology annotation, biological process: proteolysis.
GAUAAUUCCCAGAACAUGAGACUCUAUCUCGCAGUCUUUGCGCUCUUGGCAGCAGUUCACUGCGAGGAGCUCUUUAAUGGAGACCAGGUUCUCCGAAUUAAUGCAGAAUCUAAAAACCACAUUCAGAUUUUGAAAAAGCUGGAAAGGGACGUGGAUUCUGGGCUGGAUUUCUGGACUCAUGCCGUCUCUACUGAGCAACCUGUUGACAUCCGUGUGCCUCACUCCAGACUGUAUGCUCUCAAGGACUUCCUCAAGAAAAACAACAUCCCUUUCACUGUCAUAAUCAACAAUGUGCAAGAACUUUUGGUCAGAGAGAGAGAAGAAAUGGUUCGCAAUGCAGAAGUGGAACGCCAGACAAAGAGCUUCAACUUUGCUGCUUAUCAUGACCUGGAGACUAUUUACAAUUUUAUGGACACCCUUGUUGCAAGUCACUCUAACUUGAUCUCUAAAGUGAAUAUUGGCAGCACUUUUGAGGACCGUCCUAUGUAUGUCUUGAAGUUCAGCACUGGUGGAGAGAAAAGACCUGCGAUCUGGAUUGAUGCUGGAAUGCAUGCGAGGGAGUGGAUUUCUCACGCUACUGCAGUGUGGCUCGCUGACAGAAUUGCCACAGACUUUAAGAAAAACCGUGCCCCUGUGCCCAGUAUUCUCAGUAAAAUGGAUAUUUACUUGCUGAUUGUGGCUAAUCCUGAUGGAUAUGUCUUCACCCACCUCUCUUUCAGUCCCAUUAACCGUUUCUGGCGUAAGAAUCGGUCUGCGACUUCUAGCCGCAAAUGCAACGGUGUAGACCUCAACAGAAACUGGGAUGCUGAAUUUGGUGGUCCUGGAGCAAGCGAUGACCCCUGCGCUGAAUACUACCGUGGUCCUUUUGCGCAAUCUGAGUUUGAAGUGAAAAACAUUGCAAAAUUCAUCACGAGCCACAGCAACUUCAAAUCCUUCAUGACCCUUCACUCUUACAUGCAGCUCUUAAUGUAUCCGUAUGGCUACAUCGGCAUAGAUGCUCUUGACUGGCCGGAACUGCAUGAUGUGGCCACAAAGGCAAAAAUAGCCCUCUAUUCCUUGCAUGGCACCGUUUAUAAAGUUGGAAGCAUCUUCCACAAGAUUGAUCAAGCUAAUGGUGCAAGUCUUGACUGGGCUUAUCUACGUGGCAUCAAAUACUCUUUUGCUUUUGAUUUGCGUGACACUGGUGAAUAUGGAUUCCUCCUGCCUGCCGACCAGAUCGUCCCCACUGCAAAGGAGACGUGGUUUGCUCUCAAAUACCUUAUGAAAUAUGUUUGUGAUCACCCUUACUGAGAGAAAUGUACUAAUACAUCAGAAGAGGUCCCAGAAGAUAUAUGAUAUGAAACGUGUGUCGUUUCAGAAAUGACGCUUCAGUGUUUUCCAAAUAACUCCGUUUUGAUAGAGUUCUGUUACAUCCCAAAUCCCAUCUAUUUUUGUUGCAAUUUUCUCAGGUCCAUUUUGUCAGUGUUCAUGUUUAUAAAAUAACUUUUAUGGCAGUUUAUGUAUUUGUUUAAAAAAAUUAUAAUAAUAAUUUUGGGUCAAAUAUUUAGCAAUUUGUCUUGUGCAACUUGAACAAACUUGUUUUAAGCACAGUUUAAACACAAAAUAAAAUAUCUCUGAUUUA